AUGGAGAGCCCUUUAGCGCUUCAGUGCAGGGCACUCAGCCCCUGGUGGGGGCUCCUGAUCACAGCCUCCAUCCUCAGCUGCUGGAUCCAGCCGACGUCUGCUCAGGUCACUGUUGUUCCAAACCCUCCCUAUGGGGAAGUGAACCACAGCGUCACCUUGGACAUCCAGGGCUUCUCAGGCCAGGCUGUCUUCUAUACUUGGUACAGAAAAGCAGCAACAGAUCCCAACAAGAUCGCUGGCUACGCGGUUACAACUGGAGAGCAGAACCCUGCAGACAUCCGGGAGAAGGUGCUCUCCAACGGCUCCCUGUUCAUCCCUCAUCUCACCCUCAGUGACUCUGAUGACUACAUUGUAGCCAUUAUUAUUUCUCAAGGCAGCAUAAUAGGUGCACAAGGACAUUUAACAGUGUAUGCAGAACAGUCUUUGGGAAGAAGACCCACAGUCUCUAGAGGGUCCAUUACUAUCACUGUGAUUGGAGUCUUAGCUGGAAUAAUUCUCAUUGGGACCCUCAUCUAUAUCCAGUUCUUCAGAAGAAGGGCCAGCAAUCACCAGCUUUCAGAGAAGAACCAUUCAGAACACAGACAUAGUGAAGACCCCACCCUGUAUGAAAACACUGUUCACCUACCAGGCUCAGCUCUGCCUGCCCAGGGCCUGGGCUCCUCUCCUGCUUUUUCUGAAGUCCCACCUGAGAGUUUCUAUGAGACAUUGGAUAUCACUAGAAUGGAUGUUUAUGACAAGCUCAAUCUCUGGAAGCAACCUGAAGCAUAAGAAUAAGGAGAAAAUUCCUAGGGAUGUUGUGGCAACUCUUCCGUCUCCCUUCAUUAAGGAGGAUGCAGAGGCAUCUCUCAGGGAAGAAAGCUGAGACAUUGAGGUCAAUGGGAAAAACCACAUGAGAGAAAAAGAAAGAGGCUGGAUUUGGGGAAAGGGGAGGCUUCCAGGGACCCAGGGGUCCUCAGAUGUUCCAGAAAGGAUCAAGAAGAAUGAACCCAACUGGAGCUAUGUGCCUGAAUUGUCAAAAUGCAAGGCAGUCUGUGGAAUGAGUUUGAGGAUAUGCUCCAUUGCUCUCCAAAUGUUUUAAUAUUUUGAACAUCAUCAUAUUUUCCUGUCUUCUUUAUCCCCUUUGUUCACAUAAAAAUCCUUUUGCAACCUUCCAUGUGUAUUCCUACUGAAUUUAGGAGUAAAUGAUCCAUUAUAUCUGCAUGGUCCUAAGAUGUGAUUCUAUGUGUUUGUGGUGUGUGUGUGUGUGUGUGUUUCUAUACAAAAAUAGGAGAUUUAGAGAAUUUUGCCAACAUUGUUUUUCUAGAAGUUUGAAUGAGCUUUAGAUAUUUACUAUCUAUGUGGAUCUGAGAAUGUAAUCAUUUUUGUAAUAUUUAGUGAUCUAUUUUAUACCAGAAUACAUUUAUAAUUUAAGAGAAGAUAAAAGGGGGGAAAGAUAUAUUGAAUAAAUUAUUUAAAAUAUCAUAAAUUUUGUUAUUGUGAUAAGUUCAUUUAAUUGUGUACAUGUAAUUUUUUGACAUUAAUUGACUUAGAAAAUUGGAAUCUUUUCCCCAUUGUAAAACUUUUUGAUGAAAGGGGGUGAUAAUAAAAAUUGUAUGCUAA
Antechinus flavipes (yellow-footed antechinus) is the source of this 1599-nucleotide messenger RNA. RefSeq names its product carcinoembryonic antigen-related cell adhesion molecule 3-like. The record is from RefSeq and is a predicted model, not a curated record. Bases 1 to 768 code for a protein of 255 amino acids. Gene Ontology annotation, cellular component: cell surface; plasma membrane. Gene Ontology annotation, biological process: regulation of immune system process; signal transduction. Gene Ontology annotation, molecular function: protein tyrosine kinase binding. The transcript has 8 exons. Lineage: Eukaryota; Metazoa; Chordata; Mammalia; Dasyuromorphia; Dasyuridae.